Molecule: messenger RNA, 5757 nt
Organism: Bubalus bubalis (water buffalo)
Lineage: Eukaryota; Metazoa; Chordata; Mammalia; Artiodactyla; Bovidae
Gene: HOOK1
Product: hook microtubule tethering protein 1
Exons: 22
Coding region: 217-2403 (728 amino acids)
Biological process (GO): cytoskeleton-dependent intracellular transport; cytoplasmic microtubule organization
Cellular component (GO): centrosome; cytoplasm
Molecular function (GO): microtubule binding; dynein light intermediate chain binding
Source: RefSeq, a predicted model, not a curated record
GGGGGCGAACUGCGGAGUGGGGCGGGGGCAACGGCGAGGAGGGCGUUACGCCGGCGACGUCGGCCGCGCGAGGCUUCGCGCGUGAGCGGCGAGGGCACGGGGCCUGGCUACUGAGCUUUCCUGGUGGGCAAGCAGGUCCUCGACGCCGGCUCCUGGGGGAGCGCGGGGAGGAGGGAGGUGUCGGCGUCAGCGGUGUAGUCGACGGCGGUCCUGGCCAUGGAAGAGACGCAGCCGCUUCCGCAGUCCGAGCUGCCGCUGUGCGACAGCCUCAUCAUCUGGCUGCAGACAUUCAAUACUGCUGCACCCUGUCAGGAUGUCAAACAGCUGACUAGUGGAGUUGCCAUGGCACAAGUUCUUCAUCAAAUUGAUGUAGCUUGGUUCGAUGAACCUUGGUUAAGCCGAAUUAAAGAAGAUACUGGUGACAACUGGAGAAUAAAGGCUAGUAAUUUAAAGAAGGUGCUUCAAGGAAUUAUGAGUUACUACAAUGAGUUUUUGGGGCAACAGAUUUCUGAAGAACUUAUCCCUGAUUUAAACCAGAUAACUGAAUGCUCAGAUUCUGUGGAGCUUGGGAGAUUGCUCCAGCUUAUUUUAGGUUGUGCUGUCAACUGUGAAAAGAAACAAGAACAUAUUCAGAAUAUAAUGACUUUGGAAGAAUCUGUUCAACACGUGGUCAUGACUGCUAUUCAAGAGCUGAUGAGUAAAGAAAUCGUGAGCUCUCCCACAAAUGAUGCUGUUGGAGAAUUAGAACAACAGCUUAAAAGGGCCCUAGAAGAACUUCAGGAAGCACUAGCAGAAAAAGAAGAACUGAGGCAAAGAUGCCAAGAACUAGAUAUGCAGGUGACAGCACUUCAAGAUGAAAAGAAUUCACUAGUUUCUGAGAACGAGAUGAUGAAUGAAAAACUUGACCAGUUGGAUGGAUCUUUUGAUGAUCCAAAUACAAUGGUUGCAAAAAAAUAUUUUCAUGCACAGUUGCAACUAGAACAAUUACAGGAAGAAAACUUCAGGCUUGAAGCUGCAAAAGAUGAUUACCGUGUUCACUGUGAAGAACUUGAAAAGCAAUUAAUUGAAUUUCAACAUAGGAAUGAUGAAUUGACUAGUCUUGCUGAGGAAACAAGAGCCCUGAAAGAUGAAAUAGAUGUUCUUAGGGCUACCUCUGAUAAAGCAAAUAAACUGGAGUCUACAGUUGAGAUAUAUCGUCAGAAGCUACAAGAUCUGAAUGACCUUCGCAAGCAGGUGAAAACUUUACAGGAAACAAACAUGAUGUACAUGCAUAAUACAGUCAGCUUAGAAGAGGAAUUAAAGAAGGCAAAUGCUGCACGCACACAAUUAGAAACAUACAAGAGACAGGUUCAGGAUCUUCAUGUUAAACUUUCCUCUGAAUCCAAAAGGGCAGACACACUAGCAUUUGAAAUGAAGCGGCUUGAAGAGAAACACGAAGCUUUACUUAAGGAAAAAGAGAGACUAAUAGAACAGCGUGACACUCUGAAAGAAACAAAUGAAGAGCUUCGAUGUUCACAAGUACAACAGGAUCACCUAAACCAAGCAGAUGCAUCUGCUACAAAAAGUUAUGAGACUCUUGCUGCUGAGAUUAUGCCAGUGGAAUAUAGGGAGGUGUUCAUUCGACUGCAACAUGAAAAUAAGAUGCUUCGAUUACAGCAGGAAGGCACUGAGAAUGAGCGUAUUGAGGAACUGCAGGAGCAGCUGGAGCAGAAGCACCGCAAGAUGAAUGAGCUGGAAACCGAGCAGAGGCUGAGCAAAGAGCGAAUCCGAGAGUUGCAGCAGCAGAUUGAGGACCUCCAGAAGUCUUUACAAGAACAAGGCUCCAAGUCUGAAGGUGAAAGUUCCAGCAAACUAAAGCAGAAGUUGGAAGCUCAUAUGGAAAAACUAACAGAGGUCCAUGAAGAACUACAGAAGAAACAAGAGCUCAUUGAAGACCUCCAGCCAGAUGUAAACCAGAACGUACAAAAGAUCAAUGAGCUUGAAGCUGCUCUUCAGAAGAAAGAUGAAGAUAUGAAAGCAAUGGAGGAAAGAUACAAAAUGUACUUAGAGAAAGCAAGAAAUGUAAUAAAAACUUUAGAUCCCAAAUUAAAUCCAGCAUCAGCUGAAAUAAUGCUACUUAGAAAGCAGUUGGCAGAGAAAGAGAGAAGAAUUGAGAUUCUGGAGAGUGAAUGUAAAGUAGCAAAAUUCCGUGAUUAUGAAGAAAAACUCAUUGUUUCUGCCUGGUAUAAUAAGAGUCUAGCAUUCCAGAAAUUGGGGAUGGAAUCUAGACUCGUGAGCAGCAGUGGUGCUUGCAAAGACACGGGGGCCUGCGCUCCUGCCCGGUCUUUCCUAGCACAGCAGCGCCACAUCACCAGCACCAGAAGAAGUCUCUCUGUUAAAGUUCCUGCUGCGACAACUGAUUAAACCGCAAAAGAACACGUAAACAGAAGUGCCCUUAAAAUGUUUUGUAUCUUUCAACUAACUGCAAGGUUGAAAAGAAGUGUAUGUUUCUGGAUAGCAGCUUUUUUAAAAUCAAAAUGUAUGCAAUUAAUCUUGCCAGAUUAAUAUGGAAACAGAGUUUAGAAGUAGCUAUCUGGGGGAGCACGUGUGAGUAAUUGGAAGAUAUAAUAAGGUAAACAUCUCAACAUUUGUCUUUGGAGAGUAUUAUAUUAUUUCAAAUUGACUUAGUAUAUUUUAAUGUUCUCAGUUGUAGCAGUAACUAAUUUGCAAUGUGUAAUCAGUUAUAUGCAAUUUAAAACUACUGUUCUGGUCCAUAUAAAAAUAGUGAACAGGUAGGCACCUGGAGAACUAUGCAAGAGUUAUAUUUUUUGAUUAAAAAUACACAGAUAUUAUAUCUGACCUCUCAUUCUGUCGUUGAAUGGGUAUAUUUUAUCAUGUAAUGGAAAAUAACAUUUGGAAGAUUUGACUAUAUUGAAAUGACUUCUCCAUAGUAGAGUGAUUAUUUGGAAAUGUUGCAGAUUUAGACAAGGUCAUAGUUCUCAUAUGUACUUACUAUAAACAAAGGCUUCUGUAUAGCAUGCUUGAAAUGUUAAGGGUAUGGACUUUGACUUUAAGAGAUGACUUUCUGACGGGAAGCAAGCUGAAAAGUAUACUUUGUGUGAAAUGCCCACACUAUUUUUAAUAUAAUUAAUGAAGAUUACAAUUAUUGCUUUAAAGCAUAAAAUUAUUAUUGUUUUUAAGUGAAAAAUUAAGAGGGCUUCUCGUUAAAAAAAAAAAAAAAAGAUAGUAGUUUACCUCUUCACUGAAAAGAGAGUGUACAGUGGUAGAGUGAAGGGUCAAUUUGGAAUAAGUUUUACCUUGUUUACUAAUUAAGAAACCUGUCUUGGGCUGAGUUUAUGGUAUUCAGUUCAUUUCUGCCCAAAGCUCUUUUUCUCAAAGAUGUUACUCCAUUAUUUUUAGUCAUUUUUAAGAGUCACACUUUGGAAUUUUAAUUUGAGUAAAAUCUGUGCUGUCCAAUAAUGUAACCAAAAGCCACCAUGUGGCAAAUUGAUUAAAACUGAAAAUUCAGGUUGUUGGUUUCACUAGCCACAUUUCAAGUGCUCAACAGCCACGUGUGGCUAGUGGCUACAGUACUGGACAGUGCAGAUGUAAAAUGCAGAAACCUCCAGUGGACAGCGCAGUACUUGAUCUUUUUAUAAAAACCUGGAAAUACUCGAUGUUAGAACACAAAAAUGAAAAAAAAAAGAAAAAUGUUAGGACGAUAUCAGAUAUGAAAAGGAAUUGAAUUGUGAUGUAACCAGCAUCUUACAUUCCUUUCAGUUGAAUACCUUGUGUUGUGACAUUCACAGUUAAUUUUUCCAGAGCUGUUCACAGUUACAGUACCGAUCAGCACAUGUCUAGAGCAGGGGCCAGCAGACUUUCCAUAAAGGGACAGAUGGUCGAUAUUUCAGUAAGUGUUUUAGACUUUGUGGGCCAUAUAAUCUAUUGCAAAUACUCAUCUCAGCUGAAAGUAUAAAAGCAGCCGCCAUACACAAUAUGUAAAUAAAAUAGGUGUGGUUGUAUUUCAGUAAAACUUCGCAGAAACCAGCAGUAGGCCAGACUUAGUAGGCUUAUAGGCCUCUGUUAAAGAUUUUAUUCUUAGCCUCUUAGCCUUUUUGUUUUUUUGAAAAUACGAGUAUUGUUCCAUUUAUAGUAUUAUUCAGAUACUUGGUUUUUAGAUUCUAUACCAGUAAAUGUUUCUAAUCACUGAAGAUGUAAGAAUUUAAUACUCUGUUUGGGUCUCUGAGAUUAGGGAGCAUCUGCCAGGAUAUUUUGUUUUAUCAGGGUUACUUCUUUUGACUACCUCUUAGAUUUUGGUGUUCUUUACUGGUGGUGCAAUUAUGUUGUUGGGUUGCAUUUUCCUAUAUUUUUAUAGUCUGUGCUUGCCUGUGGCUUUUAGUGAAAUGAAACUAUUUUAGCAUGCUAAUUAAAAUUUUCCAAGUAUUAUAGCAUUUUGGUACAUUUUGGUCAAUGUAAGACAUCUGCUCCUUUAGUGUUUACUACUUGCUGUAAUUGAGAUUUCAGAAGCUCUUCAAGCUCCCUUUUAAUGAAAUCAGUUCUAAAACAUCAAUUUCAAUAAAUUAGAAUUUUCACAGUCCAAUUGCUUAUAAUUUUCCAGUUAUUAUAUUUGAAAUUUCUAAAUAAUUCAUGCAAUUUCUAAAUAAGGAUGUGAGGCUAGAUUCUUUUUUCCUAAAUAGAGAGAAAGCAAAUUUUGUGAUUUAUCACUUUUCUAGUUGAUAGAAUUUAACAUGCUCAAUAUGUAUUUAUACUCAUAAAUUACUAACAUAAUUUAAAGUUCUAUAUUAUUGUGAUUAUUAUAUGGAAAUUCAGGAACUGAUCAGAAGUGAGAGUCUUUUCCACAUCUGGUUAAUAUAGUGAGAUUGACACCCUGUGGGUGGUAAAGCAUUAUAAAUAUUCAUCUUGAACCAUGAUUUAUACAUGUUUGUGUUGUGAGGCUUGAGUGCAUAUUACCAGGGAAGAGAAAUUCAGCAUUUAUGUAUUUGAUAAGGAAUUGAAUGUCCCAGUGAUUAUAAAGUAAAACCACUUUGGGAAUGAUCUUUAAUUUUCAGCAUUUUCUCUAAGAUUAAUAAUUCCUUUAUCUUUUUAAAAUAAAAGUGUGUAUACAUAUGACAGUGAUGUUUAUCCUCUGCUUAACUUACUGUAACGCAAAAUAUUUCAAGUUCAUUGUAUUUUUUCAAUGAAGAAGACUGUUGAACUAAUGAUUUAUGUCAUAAUUAUGAAUUAUGAUUAAGAAUUAAUGUCUUGUCUAGAAACAUUAAACUGAGAAUCCCUUGCUAAGAUGCCCUCAUCGUUAAUAACUGGAGUGCUAAGUUGAAUGUCAAAUAAUACUUCUACUUCUAUACCUGUUUCUACACCUCUGGCCCUAUGGGAUGGCUUUUAGGCCACAAUAUUAUCUGUGUUAGGUUCUCUGUAUGUGUAUUUAAUGAAUAACAUUCCUAUGUAAAAAUGUGUGUAUGUGGUUUUAUGCAUACAUUCAUAUUGUGAAUCUGUACAUUGCAAAGAAGUAAAUUUGUAAAGCACAACCCUAAAAGAAAAUAGUGUGCAGUUAUUAAACUUGAUGUAUCUUAAAUGUAAUUUUUAGUUUAUAAAAGGUUCUUUCUAUUUUGUAUGGCAAAGACUUUGACACUUAAAAAAUAGAAGUGAUACUGGAUUUAUUUUUGUAAGUAUUUAGGAUAUUAUUUUAAAUAAAUGAUUGUCCAAUAUGAUGGUUGUCAGAUGUUUUAAGUAAAUAAACUUUAUGAUUCUGUGUCUGAUAUG